Ceratina calcarata is the source of this 2309-nucleotide messenger RNA. RefSeq names its product NADP-dependent malic enzyme (gene Men). Gene Ontology annotation, molecular function: malate dehydrogenase (decarboxylating) (NADP+) activity; NAD binding. Gene Ontology annotation, biological process: pyruvate metabolic process; malate metabolic process. Lineage: Eukaryota; Metazoa; Arthropoda; Insecta; Hymenoptera; Apidae. The transcript is spliced from 7 exons. The coding region runs from base 182 to 2008 and encodes 608 amino acids. Gene Ontology annotation, cellular component: mitochondrion. The record is from RefSeq and is a predicted model, not a curated record.
CACGUCAGUCAUGUUUGCGAUCUGCUCGUGAUCGGAAGGCUCGAUUUCACUAAACGAAAGUACGUAGUUUCGAAAGGAACACCGUUGUUGUGUCAUUACGCGAAAAGUUUUUUCUUAUUUUGGACCGUCGAGAAAUCAUGGACAGUCAUUUUUGUUGAAUUGCGCUAUUAAAUAAUCACCGAUGGGAAACCCGAAUUCCAAGGAUCUGCGUUUUAACGGAACGCGUUCUGCAAAGGCGAUCACCCGAGGCAGUACUCAGAUAGACUGCGACCGCAAAUCAUCCACCAUGUCAGACCUUCAAAGGGAUCGACUCGGUCAACGAGGACACGGCGAUGGCGUCUCCCCAAAUUUGCUUCGAGGCCUGGAUCACCUAAAGGAUCCACGAUUUAACAAGGGGAUGGCAUUUAGCAUCGAAGAGAGGCAAUCAUUGGGCAUUCAUGGUUUAUUGCCAGCAGCUGUAAAAACUCAAGAAGAACAACUAGAACUCUGUCGUUUGAAUCUAGAACGUUAUGAAGACGAUCUGUCGAAGUACAUCUACCUCAUAGGCCUGCUAGAUAGGAACGAGAAGCUUUUCUACCGUUUUAUGGCAGAAAAUGUAGAGAAGAUGCUGCCUUUAGUUUACACGCCCACGGUGGGUCUAGCGUGUCAGAAAUUCGGCCUUAUUUAUCGAAGACCGCGCGGUUUGUUCAUAAGCAUACACGACAAGGGCCACGUCUACGACGUUUUGAAAAAUUGGCCUGAACAUGAUGUACGAGCCAUAGUCGUUACCGAUGGCGAAAGAAUACUUGGUCUAGGCGACUUGGGCGCUUAUGGAAUGGGGAUACCGGUUGGAAAAUUGUCUUUGUACACUGCUCUGGCAGGAAUCAAACCUCACCAGUGUCUGCCAAUUACCUUAGAUGUUGGAACAAACACUAAGACUCUGCUGGAAGAUCCUCUCUACAUUGGUCAUAGGCAUAAACGUGUCACCGGUCCAGAGUACGAUGAGUUUAUAGACGAAUUCAUGAAAGCCGCUGUCAAGAGAUACGGGCAGAACACUUUGAUCCAGUUCGAAGAUUUUGCAAACGCGAACGCAUUCAAACUGCUUAUCAAAUAUCGUGAUCAUUAUUGUACCUUCAACGAUGACAUCCAAGGAACUGCUUCUGUUGCUGUCGCCGGUUUACUGGAAUCUCUUCGUAUUACCAAUACGAAGCUGUCGGACAACACGAUCUGUUUCCUGGGCGCUGGAGAGGCUUCAUUGGGUAUCGCUAAUCUGUGCGUUAUGGCAAUGAAACAAGAAGGCAUUUGCGAAGAAGACGCUAGAGAGAAGAUCUGGAUGCUCGAUUCAAAAGGUCUGAUCGUGAAGGAUCGUCCGUCCGGUGGUCUGACGGUGCAUAAAUUGGAAUUCGCGCGGGACCACAAACCAGUAGAUACAUUAUUAGAAGUGAUAAAAAUCGCGAAGCCAACAGUGCUGAUCGGCGCCUCGGCAGUCGGCGGUGCUUUUACCACCGAGAUAUUGGAAGAAAUGGCGAACAACAACGAAAAACCUGUGAUCUUUGCUCUGAGUAAUCCAACAAGCAAAGCAGAGUGUACCGCUGAACAAGCCUACACCGUUACUAAGGGGAAGUGCGUGUUUGCUAGUGGAUCGCCGUUCCCACCUUUCGAGUACGAAGGAAAAACUCAUUAUCCUGGCCAAGGAAAUAAUAGCUACAUUUUCCCCGGUGUCGCAUUGGGCGUGAUAUGUUGCGGCAUGCGCACGAUACCUGAAGAAGUAUUCCUCGUCGCUGCCCAAUCGUUGUCCGACAUGGUCUCUAAAGAAGACUUAGAAAGAGGCACUUUAUAUCCUCCACUCAAAGAUAUUCAGAAAUGUUCGGUGUGCAUAGCUGUCGCAGUUAUGAAGUACGGCUACGAUAAUUGUCUCGCAACGGUUCAUCCUAAGCCCAAAGACAUUUAUGAAUUUGUCAAAGCGCAGCUGUACGAUCCGAGUUACGAACCAUCGGUACCACCGGUAUACUCCUGGCCUAAAUUAUAAUCUGACUGUCAUUAUUUAACGCAUCCGAUGAAAUCUGAAUAUAACAAUUAUUUUAUUUUUUAUCUGGUAUGGUAUUUUAAGUGCCUGUUGAACAGGUUCGUAUAUUACAACUGUUUAUGUUGUUUAACUUGCGUGUAUGUGUAUGAGCAAAUGUAUGAGUGUAUAUACACAGAAUAUUUCAAGCACAGAAUAGAUCGUGUCGCGAACAAAUUAAUUAUUGUAUAAAUGUAUCAAAGAUGUUCCAAUUUUGAAUUUUUGGAAUUAAAACUUACUGGCUGGAUGAAUAAAAAAUUUCAAACGA